Messenger RNA from Theileria equi strain WA, 2001 nucleotides. RefSeq lists its product as hypothetical. Gene Ontology annotation, molecular function: protein binding. The record is from RefSeq and is a predicted model, not a curated record. Lineage: Eukaryota; Apicomplexa; Aconoidasida; Piroplasmida; Theileriidae. The transcript is spliced from 4 exons. Bases 1 to 2001 code for a protein of 666 amino acids.
AUGUCUCUAUUCCAGAAAAAAACGAUUCCAGGUCGAUUGGGUCACACAAUUGUCUCGUUUGUUCUUUUCUCAGAGAAUAUAAGGGAAGAAUCGUCAAUUACAGAGGAAGGUACGUAUGCUUAUAGCUGUGUAUAUACUCUUUAUUCAGCUAAUGUAGAGAGCAAUAGAUCAGUAACAAACAACGAUGAUCGCCUUGGAGCCCACGACCAAAACGACAUAGUCCAUACUAGUUCCUCUGAUACAACAACAUCUAAAGACUACAAAUUAGACUCUUUUUGGGAUUUUAGUCCGGACGAUCUUUGCUACUACAAAGAACAUGCGAAGAUACAAAAUAAAAAUUUUAAAAAUAAUGUUGCAUACAACAGAAUAGUUACAAGUAUCGAUUUAGAUGAAACAAAGCGAUUGCUUUACGGUACAUGGGAUCCUGAACAAAGUGAACGGAUUUGGAAUAAUGUUAAUGGCGGUGAUUCCGAAGAAGAUGAAGUUUUCACUGAUAUGCAACUGGUUUUAGAGGAGGACCUCCUCAAACCCAGAAAAGUACCAAAUGUUUUACUUUCUACAAACCAUAUCCGUGAUUUCGUCAAGUAUGAUAUUAAUGAUUAUGAUGAAGAGGACAAUGUAGAGCCGAACUUUCGGUAUAAUCAAAAGAUGUUACUUAUGUUUGGCGGAGCAUUCCCUAAUGACGCUAUUCUUGAUUCUAUUCCUCUGAACUCAAUGCACUCGGUAAUAUACGGUGAUCUAGAUGUUACCAAUAAUUUGUACAUGUCCCACGUUGACUACUAUAAUAACGAAUGGACGCUUUUGGACUGCAUUAACACUCCAGAACCCAGAGCAUUUCACGCAUCAUGUAUUAUUUAUGUGACUAUAGAUACACCAAUCCUUAUUGUACACGGAGGUUUUGGGGCAAAAAGGAAAGUAUUACCUAGCGAGAUUUACAUUUUAAAUUUAAGUAACAAAACACUAAAGUGGGACACAUUCUUUACUAAUGGACCUCUGCCGCAAAGAAGAUAUGGCCAUAGUAUAUCACAUAUUGGAAACUAUUUGGUAAUUUUUGGUGGAACAAAUGGAAAGCAGUUAUUUAAUGAUGUUUGGACCCUGAACAUUAACAAUGGAAUUUAUAUUGAGCCAGGAAAACUCUCUGCAAAUUGUUGGAACAAAUUAGAAUUUAAUACUCUUUCUCCAUCUCCUAGAGCGUUUCAUUCGUGUACAAAAGUAGGCAUUUCAUCCAAUUCUCCAAUGGUUGUUUAUGGAGGUGAAGUUAAUGAGGAUCAAGUGAGAAGCCGCAUUUAUGCUUUGCAUGUUAUUAAUGAUGAGAGAAUUAUUUGGACUAUUCUACCUGUAUAUGUUAAGUGUCCUUCGGAGGCCAGAGCCUUUCACUCAAUGGCAUUUAUUGACAAUAAAUUUGUAAUAGCUGGUGGUAUUGAUCUAAAGUCUAAUGGUCUUGCAAACUUACGCACACUAAUUUACUCUUUAGAGAAGAAAACAUUUCAUUAUUGUGACGAUACUAUCAGUACGAUUUGCCAUCAAUCUUGGUCAGCAUUUGGUAUAAUAUAUCAUUGGGGAGGAUUGUCACAAUAUUACGGGAAGAACCAAUUAGAAAGCACUACAAAUGUUUCAAAUCCAAUUUUUUAUAGUGAUGACCGAAACAUAGAAGAGAUUUAUUUUAACUUCCUUCAACAAAACACAUUGCAGGCUCUUCAAAAUGACAUUAGCAUCGAUGAUCCUUUGGUUUUUCAUUCUUCCAACGAAAAGGAAUCCAAUGAAUUAGACAAUCAAGUUAUAAUAGAAGUUUCACAGCCAGAAUUAUCACAUGAAUUAAAAUUGGAUACUCCCAAAACAGAAGUGCCUACAUUUAAGGGAAGACCACGACGAUCUGCAGCAAUAAAAUGUUUGAAUGCUAUAGAAUUGGACAAUUUGAAACGAAUGCAAGCUAAUGAAAAUACAACAGAAACAAACACUGACUCCGCGGGAAAUGAUAAGGAAAAUAAUCACUCUGAUUGA